AUGGGCAAACAGGGCAUUGUGAGUACAAGUCUAAAGUUGAAAAGUGUUUCAAGUACGGAAAAAACAAACGAAGACGAGACAAAUCUUCUUUAUCACAUAAAAAAGCCGGUAAUCAUAAAUGAUUGUCGUUGUGAGGGACAAAAGGAUGGUCUAUAUGCAGUAGGAUGCACAGGGAAAUUCUAUUCGUGUUCGAAUGGUAUUCCAACCGGGCUUGAAUGUCCAAGUGAUUUAGUUUUCAAUGUUGAUAGUGGUUUUUGCGAUUAUCCGAAGAAUGUUGUUGCUUGCGGUGGACAACAACCAAUGUUAAGUGAUGAAGCCGACAUUGAUGGAGAGGAAGCUGCUUCGAAAUUAGUUUCCGGAUGCUCAGUUCUGGAAGAUGGAAUUUACGGCUUAUCACCAUGUGGUUCCGGAUAUUAUCAUUGCUGGCGUGGUUCAACGUCUUUUGCAAGAUGCGCAUUUGAUUUGGUGUUUAAUCCUUCGUUGAAUAGAUGCGAUUUCAGGGAGAAUGUACUAGGCUGUCCAGAGUACAACAAGAUAUCAGAUAAAAUCAAAAAGCCGAUACAUAGACCUACGAUUAAACCUAUAAAAGAUGAUACUUCAAAAUGUGAGGAACUAAGCGAUGGUUUUUAUGCCGAUGGUUGCAAUAGAACCUACUACGGCUGCGCAAAUGGCAAAAUAUUUUAUAUGAAUUGUCCGUGGAAUCUUGCUUUCAAUUUUCGCAGUGGUACUUGCGAUGAGCCGAAGAAUGUCGAAGCGUGCAGAGGUACUUCAAGUGAAGAAAUGUAUUCAUUACUUGACAAUAUUGUGCCGGUGAUGCCAAGUUGUACUGCUCUUCCAAAUGGACCACAUCCACUUGGUCUUUGCUUGGCGAAUUAUAUUUUAUGUCAAGAUGGCAUUAUUCACUUAACCAGUUGUCCUAAGUCAAUGGUUUUUGAGCCAGGCAAUUCGAGAUGUGUCUUGAGAUCUGACGUUGUCGCAUGCAGAAAAGUCAGUCAGCCUCCUAAAAAUGAAUUAGAUGUCUACUGUACUGCUCGACCAGAUGGGAUAUUAUCAUAUAACUGUUCGAACAACUUUUAUAUUUGUGCGAAAGGAAAGACGUAUUUGUUUGCAUGUCCUGAUGGGACAGUUUACGACAGUAAAUUUUGUCGAUGUGAGAAUUCCGCUGAAGUUCAGUCUUGUGCCGAAACUGUCUCUUUGAUAGCUACAUUACCACAGAGGCCGUUGAAUAACUUACCUGGUGUGAUAGCGGAAAGCGAUGAUAGAUUUUGUGAUGGUCUUCCUGAUGCAAAUUAUGCAGCCGGACCAUGUUCGACAGUUUUCUUUUCCUGUGUUCACAUGAGAAAAGUGUUAAUGUCAUGUCCUGAAAUGCUUGUGUUUGAUGAAUCAACCAAUCGAUGUGAAGAACGAGAAAACGUCGCAGAAUGUCGAAGCAGUUCAGUAGUAUCUGAAAACGUUUCAGCGGAUGGGCAAGAUACACUGGAACGACUGAUAUCUUCUACGAUUACACCUUUAUGUAUGGGACAAAAGGAUGACAUUUAUCCGCUGGAUUCCUGCUUGAGGAGAUAUUUGCAAUGUUACAAUCAGAAAGGAAUAGUGAGAUAUUGUCCAGAUAACAUGGUGUUUGAUGGAACUAUCGCUGCUUGUAUUCCAAAAGCAGAUUGUAAUCAAGUUAUGACAUCAUCAAAUGAACCAUCCGGAAGUGUAGGAAAUGAUGAUAGUGAAAAUAUGAAGUUAACUGAAACAGCAACGUCACGUUGUUAUGAAUUAGCGGAUGGUGACUAUUCGGCCGGUUGUGUUCCGGACUUCAUAACAUGCAUCGAUGGUUUUGAAAUCCGUAAGAAGUGUCCCAACUCAACAGUAUUUUCGAAUGUUUUGCGUCGUUGUGUGUCUUAUGACCAGUGCGCAUUUUUGAUGCACCGAGUAUUAGCUUCGUUCUACCCAUCACAUAGAGUUGAUAAUCAUGAAGAAUGGGUGAAACACGAAGGCGCUAUGAGCACAUCAUCAGUUUCUGGUCCUGAAUUAUCAAUGUCGGAAGCUAGUACCUCAGUUUCUGGUGAGGAUGUGAAUCGUUGUGAAUAUGCUAGAGUGCAAUGUACCAAUGAAGGUAUUGAUAGUGAAGAAAUUGAUCGACUACCAACCGAUGAAGAGCCAGAAACAGUAGAAUCACAGCCUGAAGAAGAAAAGGAGGAUGAGAACCGCUUCUGUGUGCCAGAAAUAUCCGAAAGCCGAAUAGAUUCAAUCAGAUGUGAUAAUUUGGAUGAUGGCUUAUAUGCGUUGGAUUGUUCGAAUAAAGUUGUUGUUUGUAAAGAUGGUUGGAAAAGAAUUUAUGGAUGUCCACAGGGACAGUUGUUCAUUCCUUCACUUUUAAAAUGUGAUGAAUCUUGGAAGUGUACGGAUAGCAAUUCCUGUGGAUCGGGUUUUGUUGGUGUAGUUUAUUUAGGAAAACUUGAAUCGAUUGCAUCAUCAUCUCCGUCAAUUUCAUCUCCGUCAAUUUCAUCUCCGUCAAUUUCAUCUCCUUCAAUUGGUGGUUUUUCAUGCGCAGAUAAAGAUGAUGGAAAUUAUGGAAGGCAGUGUUCACCGAUAUUCAUUAAAUGUGUCCAAAAAAUACCAAUUUUGAUGAAAUGCCAGACAGGGCGACUUUUCGACCAGCAUUCCGGUCGCUGCAUAUUUUUAGAUCACUGUCCCAUGUUACCAACCACUCUUGAUAUUGGCAAGGUCCGGUGUGUUGAAAAUGAACGUUUGGGAAUUGGCAUUUGCAAUAAUUAUUAUUAUGGAUGUUCAAAUAGCAAGUUUGUUCUUCAUAAAUGUCCGCCUGGUCAAACUUUUGAUGCUGUUCGUGGAGUUUGUGACUUGAAAUGCAACCUUUGGACGAGUACACCCGUGUGUAAUCCUGGUGAAAUUGUUCCUCUUGGGCGUUGUAGAAAUACGUAUUUAGAAUGCAGUGCCCAACGAACUUUCGAAAUGAGACAUUGCAUGAGGGAUAGAGUUUUCGACUCAACACUCCUUAUUUGCCGAUUUGGGCAUGAAAUUGCGGAAUGUUUAGGAAAUCCCACAAAAGGAGCUGGAACCAUUACUGUUCCUGCGCUAUAUCGUGUGCACGAUUCAUUUAAACAGCCAUUGCAAUCCAAUCCAUAUUUAACACAGAAUCAACAUUAUAGAAAUUCAUAUCGAUUGAGGUUACCAUAUGCACAAUCCGUGAGAAAUGCACCAUAUAGAAAUCAAAACAUGUUAUUUGGCACACUGCGAACUCCAUCACACAACGUAUUCAUUCCGCCGAUGACUCGAGAACAGCAUGCUCCACAUGUUCUUAGAAAUUCACCUGUUCAGAUGAGGAUUGUCAAAGACACUUUCCGCGUUGUUCCAUCUCUACUUCGCAAUAUUCCAAAUAUGCGGAAUCUGCGAUUUGUUGAUCAGUUUCAGCUGCCUGGUAAUCUUCCGAUGUAUUCUUUUGUGACUUCACAACCUUCACCUUCGUAUGAUUCAGUAAUGGCUUCGUUAAUGGAUUCCGAUGGAACAACUGACAGUAAUGAAGCAGCAGAUAGUUUAGAAGGUAGCGGUGAAAGUGACAAUGCAUCUGCGGUAACUGAUGGUCGUCGCAUCAAGCGUGAUGUGUCAUUUGAGACGGAACCUUCAAAAAUGGUAGUGGAAUUUGGAACAGGGUUGGAGGAGAAAUUGGAGACUGAUUUGAACACGGAAUUGGAGGAGGGUUAUUUCGAGAGUGAACCGGAUCUCUGUCCCUCCAAAACACAUUCAGCCAAUAUUACGUUAGGUGUUUGUCGUCCGAGUUACAUCUUUUGUAAUGUGAAGGGAAAUUCGGUUUAUGUUGUGGACUGCAACGAUGGAGAGCUGUUCGAUAGUGAGUUAAAAGAAUGUGUACCAGCAGCAGACUGUGUACUACGAGCAUUAUAUCGUCAGAGCAAUGAUAAUGAAAGAACUCCGUGCGCUUUAUUGCCAGACGGUACAUAUUCUCUUCCGGGUUGUAGCCGGUAUUUUCUUUCUUGUGUAUCCAACAAAGCAGUAUUGAGAAAUUGCGCAAAUGGACUAUAUUAUGAUGGAAGCAAACAACAAUGUGACUACAAAGAACGUGUAGCUAUUUGUAAUAGUGAAAGUACAAUUUAUGAACAGUCUUUGCCUAGUGCAAAAGGUUAUUUAUAA
Molecule: messenger RNA, 4155 nt
Organism: Loa loa (African eye worm)
Lineage: Eukaryota; Metazoa; Nematoda; Chromadorea; Rhabditida; Onchocercidae
Exons: 25
Coding region: 1-4155 (1384 amino acids)
Cellular component (GO): extracellular region
Molecular function (GO): chitin binding
Source: RefSeq, a predicted model, not a curated record